AAGUAUCUCUUCUGUCAUUCCUCAUCCAGCAUCUCCUCACUUUUGUUCUGUGUAUUUGUUCAUUUUCUUCAUCUUCCUCCUUCUCAUCAUCCUUCUCCUCCCUCAGACAAAAUUGAAUAUUAUUUGCUCUGUUCGCUCACUUUUACUCUUCACCAUUGAGUCUAUGCGUAAAGCCCCUUCACAGUUGAACAUUGGGAGAAUGGUGUUAGACUUUCAUUGAGACAUCAUCUCAUUGUUUCCAUCACAACUAAUCAAAGUUAUUGAAAUCAUUUGUCUCUCUCUCUCCCAUUUCCCACCCUCUCUCACUAAACAUCUCUGUCUCUGUCUCUCCCUCGUCUCUCGCUUCUCUCACCAAAGAUCUAACGAUGAUGCUAUGAUUGUCUUAACGGAAAGAUGAGCUUAUUUUACAUUCUGUUAACUGUAACAGUUCAAAUUAUUAUUCUUGUAACAAUUUGCCAAAUACCUUUAACCAUCUCAGCGCCAUCAUCUAAUCACAAUUAUCAAAGUAACAAUCAACAUUAUGGAUAUAAAGAGAAAUUACGAUCUUCGUCUAAAUCGACACCCAAAUUGCCAUCAAGUUUACCACCUUCAUCAUCGUCCACUUUUCAUUCGGCAUCAUCUUCUUUACCCUCAUUUUCAUUCGCCUCUCAACUUGUCCAUUCACCAAUUAAACGGACACCUCGUGCAGCAACUGCUCGACCUGAGCGACUCUGGGAUUACGGUGUGAUUCCGUAUGAAAUUGAGGCCAACUUUUCAGGUGACCAUAAAGCUCUAUUUAAACAAGCCAUGCGUCAUUGGGAAAACUUUACUUGUAUUCAGUUUGUCGAGCGAACACCCGAACAUCCAAAUUACAUUGUAUUCACCGAACGUCCUUGUGGUUGUUGCUCUUUUGUCGGUAAACGAGGAAAUGGUCCACAAGCCAUUUCAUUGGGUAAAAAUUGUGACAAGUUCGGUAUUGUGGUCCAUGAGUUGGGUCAUGUGGUUGGAUUUUGGCAUGAACACACUCGACCUGAUCGGGAUAAGCACGUUGAAAUUGUCAACAACAACAUAAUGUCGGGCCAAGAGUACAAUUUCAAUAAGCUUUCCGAUGAAGAGGUCAAUUCGCUGGGAUUAACCUAUGAUUUUGAUUCGAUUAUGCAUUAUGCUAGAAACACUUUUUCUAAGUCAACCUAUUUAGACACCAUUUUACCUCAAGAAGAUACAAUACACAAAACGAGACCCGAAAUUGGUCAACGAAUAAGGUUAUCGAAAGGAGACAUUUCACAAACAAAUUUACUCUACAGAUGUCCCAAGUGCGGUCGAACUCUUCAAGAGCCAAGUGACGCCUUUUGGUCUCCUUACUAUCCAAAUGGAUCCAAUCAAAUUGAAAGUGAACAUUGUGAAUGGCGAAUCACGGCAACUCACGGAGAACGCAUUCAAUUGAACAUUACCGAUCUGGACAUUGUCUCUUCUUCUGCUACAGAUGAGGUUAACGAUGAAUGUUUUGACAAUUAUAUUGAAGUUCGAGAUGGCUAUUGGCCUAAAUCACCUUCACUUGGACGAUUUUGUGGAACCAAAACUCCGGACAUUAUCAUGUCCACUGGAUAUCGAUUGUUGGUUACCCUGAAAACGACCAUCAACCAAGUUGGACAUAAAGGUUUUAAAGCUCAUUACGAAGCGAUUUGUGGUGGUGAUAUUGUUAGUGAAGAAGGAACAUCGACAAGCAAUAAACUUUUAAUCAAAUUUGUAUCUGAUUCGUCCGUCCAAAAGGCUGGUUUUUCAGCCAAUUUUAUCAAAGAGUUCGACGAAUGUUCUUCAGGUAACCAUGGAUGUGACCAUAUUUGUGUUAAUACAUUAGGCGGUUAUCGAUGUGAGUGUCGCAUUGGAUACGAGCUUCACUCAGAUGGGAAAAAGUGUGAAAAUGCUUGCGGUGGUUUAAUUGAACUAUUGAAUGGAACUCUGGUCAGUCCAUCAUUUCCUGAUCUUUAUCCACCCAACAAGAAUUGCAUCUGGGAAAUUGUUGCUCCACCACAAUUCAGGAUAACAUUGAAUUUCACUCAUUUCGAUUUGGAAGGAAAUAAUCAAGAUUGUGAGUAUGACAGUGUUGAGGUGAAGAGUGUUAAAAGCGACAAUCCAGAUUAUUAUAAACAUGGAGUAUUUUGUGGUCCAACAAAUCCGCCGACAAUCACCUCGAUUGGGAAUAGUUUGAGGAUUGCAUUCAACACUGAUAAUAGUGUACAGAAAAGUGGAUUCUCGGCUUCAUUUUUUACUGAUAAAGAUGAAUGUGUUGUUAACAAUGGCGGCUGUCAACACAUUUGUAUCAAUACAAUAGGAUCAUAUAAGUGUGCCUGCCACAAUGGCUUUGUCCUUCAUGAAAAUAAACAUGAUUGCAAGGAGGGAAGUUGUACUCAUUCAAUUGUAUCACCCUUUGGGUUAAUCAGUUCACCCAAUUAUCCUGAACCAUAUCCUAACCGUAAAGACUGUGCUUGGCUAUUUACCACCACUCCAGGUCAUCGAAUUAAACUCGCCUUUGAAGACUUCGAACUGGAAAUUCACCCUGAAUGUGCUUAUGAUCAUUUACUUGUCUAUGAUGGACCCACAAUGGAUAAUACCACUUUGGGUAAAUUUUGUGGAUCCAAAUUGCCGCAUCCGUUGCUUUCCUCGUCAAAUAAGUUGUACAUGAUCUUCAAGUCUGACCCAUCAGUCCAACGGAAAGGCUUUAAGGCAACUCAUACAACUGUUUGUGGUGGCCGGUUGAUUGCUACUUCCAAUGUUGAACAUUUAUAUUCUCAUGCUAAAUACGGUGAUUCCAAUUAUGACAAAAAGGAAGAUUGUGAUUGGAUUAUUGAAGCUCCUGAUGGUUAUCGGGUUAGACUAAGGUUCCUUACCUUUGAAAUUGAAGCGGAAAAUGAUUGCAGCUAUGAUUAUGUGGAAAUAUUUGACGGUUAUGACACUUCAUCUCGUCUUAUUGGCCGCUACUGCGGUAAUACUUUGCCACCUGAAGUUUUAUCAACAAAUGAGUACCUUUUGGUUCGCUUUCAUUCCGAUGAUACUCAGCACAACAAAGGAUUUUCUAUUGUUUAUCAUGGAUUGGAUGGAAAUGAAGAUGGACAGUUCAUCAAUCAUUCGUCAUCACUUCGAUAAAUGUUAACUUAUGUGAUUUACAAUCUUCAGCGGAAAUUGAUUGGAAAAAUUAGUGAUAAUCCUUUUUACAUACUCUGCAUAACUCUUUAUUCCGCCAUGCAUCAGAAUAAAAAGUAAUUAACAAUCAACGAAAUAAUCUGAAUAAAGAUGCUCUUUAACGCGAGAGUUCUGUCUUA
Messenger RNA from Tetranychus urticae (two-spotted spider mite), 3299 nucleotides. NCBI's taxonomy places the organism in Eukaryota, Metazoa, Arthropoda, Arachnida, Trombidiformes, Tetranychidae. The record is from RefSeq and is a predicted model, not a curated record.